AUGCAGAAGUCCAUUACUGACUUUUUAAGUAAAGAAAGUAAGCGACAGCUGAAUACUAAUGUUCACUUAAAUACUCACAAAGAAAAUGCCAGCGCUUUAUCGCCAUACGUGAAAAAACGACGAAGCUAUGUACCUGACGAUUUUAAUCAGUACACUUUGGAUGCUGGUCAAAAAAAUAUAGGGAGAAGAUUAAUAGGGUUCCUUGAAGAGAGGCUCAUUUUCGAAGUCUUACACUGUUGCUCUAUGUCAGGCAGAAAAAGUAGCAGAAAAGCGUUACUGACUAACGGAAUUGCUGUAUUUUUGCAGUGGAUUCAUUUGACUUUGCGUUUUUUGCUUAAUCAUAUGGGUUUUCAGUGCAAUAUGGUUUAUGACUGUGACUCAGUUUCGGACUGCAAUCUUCAUGCGGAUUUCCAUGAACGUUUACUAAAGCGUAAUUGGUUCAGAGUGAAAUAUUCAGAAAUCGACUCGUGGAGAAAACAGGCUAAUGAAUAUGGGCAAGUGGUUUUGAAGUGCGUCAAUGUUGAACUUGGAUUUCCGUCAGAUAUAUCAUCUGUUUGGGACAAGAAUGGAAAGAGACAACUUUGGGGCUUCAUUGCGUCAUCAUCCAAAUAUAAAUUUCCUUUCAUUGGUGCAGUUGCAUUGGUUGAAGGGAUAGACCAUGUUGGGCCUUGUGAAAGAAAGGUUUUUCAUGGCUGGUUUAUGGGAGUCAACCGUAUUUGGGUGCACAAGACUUUACGACGUGAAGGAAUAGCUUCAAUGGUUCUUGAAAGUGUUAGGCACAAUAUGAGAAGGGACUGCAUUGUACCCAAGGAUCGUAUUGCGUUCAGUGAUUUAACAGAUGACGGCGAGGCAUUUGCUAAAAGUUUUUGUAAAAGCGAUCGCUUAUUUAGUGUUCUGAUGCUUAAUGGGAGUUUACAAGCUCGCAUAAUUUUGAUGGAGCACGGUGGUUGGGGGUCGAAUCAGGGCAGUUGCAUAAAUUUUGCAAUAAAUAGUAUGCUUCGGGAAUUGGAUUUAAUUUUUGCACUAUUUGUUCAAAGAAAUCUGAAGUAUGACGGUUUAUAUGACGCACACUGGAUAUCCGAUAUUCAAAUUUACGUACGUAGCUCAGUAUUGUUGGAAGUACAAAAAUGUCGUUAUAGGAGAAACAAAUUUGACAGGAAGCAGCCGGUUGCCGUGACUCGUAAAACUUAACU
Molecule: messenger RNA, 1193 nt
Organism: Enterobius vermicularis (human pinworm)
Lineage: Eukaryota; Metazoa; Nematoda; Chromadorea; Rhabditida; Oxyuridae
Source: the annotation of a GenBank genome assembly